This is a messenger RNA of Acanthosepion pharaonis, 1170 nucleotides long. Lineage: Eukaryota; Metazoa; Mollusca; Cephalopoda; Sepiida; Sepiidae. The record is from the annotation of a GenBank genome assembly.
AUGGGUUAUAGUGUCAGCCUGUUCAUAUCUAUCUAUGUAUUUCAGCCUGUUCAUAUCUAUCAAUCUCUGUUCAUGUCUCUCUCAAACUGGUCAUGUCUAUCUAUCUAUUUCAGCCUGUUCAUAUCUAUCUAUUUCAGCCUGUUCAUAUCUAUCUCUGUCCAUGUCUCUCUCAAACUGUUCAUAUAUAUCUAUCUAUUAGCCUGUUCAUAUCUAUCUAUCUCUGCCCAUGUCUCUCUCAAUCUGUUCAUAUCUAUCUAUUUCAGCCUGUUCAUAUCUAUCUAUCUAUCUAUCUAUCUAUCUAUCUAUUUCAGCCUGUUCAUAUCUAUAUCUGUCCAUGUAUCUCUCAAUCUGUUCAUAUCUAUCUAUUUCAGCCUGUUCAUAUCUAUCUAUUUCAGCCUGUUCAUAUCUAUCUAUCUCUGCCCAUGUCUCUCUCAAUCUGUUCAUAUCUAUCUAUAUAUCAAAUCUUGUUCAUAUCUAUCUAUCAAAAUCUGUUCAUAUCUAUCUAUCUAUCUAUUUCAGCCUGUUCAUAUCUAUCUAUCUAUCUAUCUAUCUAUCUAUUUCAGCCUGUUCAUAUCUAUCUAUCUCUGCCCAUGUCUCUCUCAAUCUGUUCAUAUCUAUCUAUCUAUUUCAGCCUGUUCAUAUCUAUCUAUCUAUUUCAGCCUGUUCAUAUCUAUCUCUGUCCAUGUCUCUCUCAAACUAUUCCCAUCUAUCUAUCUAUCUAUCUAUCUAUCUAUCUAUCUAUCUAUCUACUUUUUUAUUUUUAUUUUUUUAAGCAAUUCACCCCAAAAGAAGGCCACUUUAUCUAUCUAUCUAUCUAUCUAUCUAUCCUUAAGUCUUCUUAUCUACUUGUGUGUAUUGACAUCUAUCGCAGUCUGUUCAAAUCUAUCUAUCUAUCUAUCUAUCUAUCUAUCUAUCUAUCUAUCUAUCUAUCUAUCUCAGUCUAUCUAUCUAUUAACAUACUUCUUCUCCGGUCCCGACAACUCUCUUACAUCCGGGUUAAACUGUAUAUCUAAUUUACUUCUCUCUCUCUCUCUCUCUCUCUCUCUCUCUCUCUCUUUCUUUCUUUCUUUCUUUCUUUCUAUCUAUCUAUAUCCCCGCUUUGUUUUCCUUUAUUGGUUUACUAAACCUUAUAGCCACGUUUUGGAAGUCAUUCAUGGCGGUCAUGCUUAA